Impatiens glandulifera is the source of this 2093-nucleotide messenger RNA. Its product is annotated as phragmoplastin DRP1C-like. Bases 131 to 1981 code for a protein of 616 amino acids. Lineage: Eukaryota; Viridiplantae; Streptophyta; Magnoliopsida; Ericales; Balsaminaceae. Gene Ontology annotation, molecular function: microtubule binding; GTP binding; GTPase activity. Gene Ontology annotation, cellular component: cytoplasm; microtubule; membrane. The record is from RefSeq and is a predicted model, not a curated record. The transcript has 15 exons.
ACUAUGAGCGGGAAUUCCAAUUUCUACCUCCAUCUGGUUUCCAUGUCUUCCUUCAUCUCUCUUCACAUAUAUAUAAUCAUCAUGCCGUUUCUUUCUCCAGCAUUCUCUAAACCACGAUCUUACUCGAAUUAUGGCCACAUUUCAUAGCUUAAUUGACCUCAUUAACAAUAUUCAACGAGCUUGCACCGUUUUAGCCGAUCAUGGAGGACAUGAACGCCUUUCUCUCUUGGAAUCUCUCCCUACUGUAGCCGUCGUCGGUGGCCAGAGCUCUGGUAAAUCAUCCGUACUGGAAAUCGUCGUUGGAAGAGACUUUUUACCUCGUGGAUCGGGCAUUGUAACUAGGAGGCCUUUGCUAUUGCAACUACAUAAGUUAGACAAUGGAGUUGAUGAGUAUGCUGAGUUUCUUCAUGCACUAAAUAGUAGAUUUACUGAUUUUGAUGAUGUGCGCAAGGAGAUUGCAGAUGAAACAGAUCGCGUUACAGGGAUGACGAAACAAAUUUCUAGUGUUCCGAUUCACUUGAGCAUACAUUCCCCAAAUGUGGUAAAUUUGACGCUUAUAGAUCUUCCUGGUCUUACCAAGAUUGCUGUUGAAGGACAGCCAGAUAAUAUUGUGCAGGAUAUUGAAAACUUGGUUAGAUCCUACAUUGAAAAGCCCAAUUGCAUCAUCUUGGCCAUUUCUCCUGCUAAUCAAGAUAUUGCUACUUCUGAUGCUAUAAAGCUUGCAAGAGAUGUUGAUCCUACAGGUGAAAGAACAUUUGGAGUGAUCACAAAACUUGACCUGAUGGAUAAGGGAACAAAUGCUUUAGAUGUUCUUGAAGGAAGAGCUUACAGGCUUCAGCAUCCAUGGGUUGGAAUUGUUAACCGUUCACAGGCUGAUAUAAACAAGAAUGUUGAUAUGAUUGCUUCCCGUAGAAAGGAGAGGACAUAUUUUGAAUCUAGCCAAGAGUAUGGCCACCUAGCACAUAAUAUGGGAUCAGAAUAUCUAGCAAAACUUCUAUCACAGCAUCUGGAGACUGUAAUCCGACAGCGUAUACCAAGUAUCAUCUCUUUAAUAAACAAGACAAUUGACGAACUUACAACAGAAUUGGAUCUCAUUGGCAAACCCAUCAGCAUAGAUGGAGGGGCCCAGCUAUACAAGAUUCUGGAAUUAUGCCGUGAAUUUGACCGUGUUGUUAAGGAACACUUGGAUGGAGGGCGUCCAGGUGGAGAUGGGAUCUACAAUGUAUUUGACAAUCAACUACCGGCGGCAAUGAAGAAAGUCCCAUUGGAUCUUCAUCUAUCUAUGAAUAAUGUCCGCAAAAUUUUAAUGGAAGCUGAUGGAUACCAGCCACAUCUAAUUGCCCCUGAACAAGGGUACAGAAGACUUAUUAGUGGAUCCCUUGGAUACUUCAAAGGCCCAGCUGAAGCAUCAGUUGACGCAGUGCACUUUGUUCUAAAGGAACUUGUAAAGAAGUCAAUCUCGGAGACACAAGGUUUGAAACGAUUUCCUUUGCUUGAAUCAAAAAUAGCAGCAGCAUCCAACAAUGCAUUGGAAAUAUUUCGAGAUGAAAGUAGGAAAUCGGUUCUUCGUUUGGUGGACAUGGAAUCAACUUAUGUAACAGUAGAAUUUUUUAGGAAACUUCAUGUCGAACCUGAAAGAAUUCCAAAUGGUUCAAAUCCUGUUGGGGUCAUAUAUCCAAAUAUGGAUCCUUAUUCAGACAACCACUUGAGGAGGAUUGGAACAAAUGUUACAGCUUAUGUGAAUAUGGUGGGUGAAUCACUGAAGAACAAUAUUCCUAAAGUCAUUGUCACAUGUCAAGUGUUACAGGCCAGGAGAAACUUGCUUGAACAAUUUUACCAUUGGAUAGGUCGAACCGAGGAUGAAGUGAAGAAAAUGUUGGAAGAGGACCCAAAACAAAGUGAAAGAAGAGAGCAAAUUGCUAAGACCCUCCAACUCUACAAAUCAGCUAGAGAUGAGAUCAAUUUAGUUUCAUGGAGAUGAUUAUUACUUGCAAAUUGCUAAAAACACAUCUUAAAAUUGCUUAUUAUUUUCAAUGGGCCUAAUUAAGCUAAAAGAAACUAACUGAUUCAUCAAAGAAACUUAAAUUAUUUAA